Thermochaetoides thermophila DSM 1495 is the source of this 4485-nucleotide messenger RNA. RefSeq names its product eukaryotic translation initiation factor 3-like protein. The transcript has 3 exons. The record is from RefSeq and is a predicted model, not a curated record. The coding region runs from base 1 to 4485 and encodes 1494 amino acids. NCBI's taxonomy places the organism in Eukaryota, Fungi, Ascomycota, Sordariomycetes, Sordariales, Chaetomiaceae. Gene Ontology annotation, cellular component: eukaryotic translation initiation factor 3 complex; cytoplasm. Gene Ontology annotation, biological process: translational initiation. Gene Ontology annotation, molecular function: translation initiation factor activity.
AUGGCAAUCCCCCCUCCCGGCGCCUCGGCCCUGGUCGACCUGAUCAACUCUCUACCCGAUCCCGAUGAUACUUGGGGACCCCCAAUCACCAAUGAGACCACCCUCAAUGGCGUCCCAUAUGCCCCUUACUCCAAGGGCGACAAGCUAGGCCGUAUGGCCGACUGGACUGAGGCUAAGGAGGGCAGGGACGGCCGCAGCCGGCAGCAGUACAAGAGUUACCGUGACCAGCAGGUCUACGGCGCUGGCUCUGCCUCGCUCUUUGCUGCCCCUGUCGCCGAAGACGAGGCCUCAUUCUCCGUCGUCUCAAAUGUUCGCGACACCGGCAAGUCGCGCUUUGGCCGCGGCGCUGUCUUCACCCGGACUCGUACCCAGCGCACCGGUGCCGCCAGGCCCGGUCGUCAGGCCCUUGGACGGUCGGGUCGGACCGGCGGUUACGGUGCCUACGAUGGUCGGGGUGGUAGCCGCUCCUCCGGAGCGCGCGGCCGUCGCUUCGGCUGGAAGGACUACGACAAGCCAGCCCGCGCUCGCGAUGCUUCGAUCAACAUCAAGCCUGACUGGAAGCUGGUUGAGGAGAUUGACUUCAACCGUCUCACCAAGCUGAAUCUGGAGGCUGAUGAGGGCGAGGACCUCGACAGCUAUGGCUUCCUCUACUACUACGACCGCUCCUACGACAAGCCUCCCGUCAAGAACGCCGAGCGUAAGCUGGAGGUCAUCGACCGUGCCGUGUACAAUGUCACUACCUCUUCCGAUCCCGUCAUCCAGGAGCUGGCCGAGAAGGACGAGGGCACCAUCUUUGCCACGGACAGCAUCCUCUCCAUGCUCAUGUGCGCUCCGCGGUCUGUCUACCCGUGGGAUAUUGUUCUUGUUAAGCAGGGCAACAAGGUUUUCCUUGACAAGCGUGAUAAUGCCGCGCUUGACAUGGUUACUGUCAACGAGAAUGCUGCUGACGCCCCGAUUGAGGGCGACAACUCACGCGAUGGCAUCAACCAGCCUAGCGCGUUGGCCGAGGAGGCCACCUACAUCAACCACAACUUCGCCAACCAGGUUGUCGUUGAGAGCCAGAAAGUGAACAUGGCGCACGAGAACCCCUUCUACAGCGCAUCCGAGGAGACUGAACCGCCGGCGUCCAAGGCCUACAAGUACCGCCGCUUCGACCUGUCGACGAGCGAGGAGGACCCCGUGUUCAUCGUUGUCCGCACUGAGCUCGAUGCUGUCCAGAAGAACCCCACCACUGGUGAGGACCAGUUCAUCACGGUCCAUGCGCUCAACGAGUUCGACAGCAAGGCUCCCGGCGCUGGCGGCGCCCUGGACUGGCGGACGAAGCUCGUCUCUCAGCGCGGUGCUGUCGUUGCUACCGAGAUGAAGAACAACAGCUGCAAGCUGGCUCGCUGGACCGUGCAGAGUAUUCUAGCUAAUGCCGAUACCAUGAAGAUUGGUUUCGUGUCACGCGCUUCGCCCAAGGUCAAUGACAAACACGUCAUCCUGGGCGUCAUCGGCUGGAAGCCCAAGGACUUUGCUUCUCAGAUGAACUUGAAACUGUCCAACGGCUGGGGUAUCGUGCGCACCAUUGCUGACAUGGUCCUGCAGCGCGACGAUGGCAAGUAUGUGCUCGUCAAGGACCCCAACAAGAGCAUUCUCCGCCUGUACGAGGUUCCCCCUGGUGGUCUAGACGAGGAGGAGGAGGGUGCCGAGGACGACGAGAACGAAAAUGCGGAGGAAUCCUCCUCAACGUCAUCCUCAUCCGCAACGCCACAUAAAACCAAGACUGGGCCGAAUAAAACGCCGCAAAAACGGCAAAUACGACUUACCCAAGCCUUUUCUUCGUUGACUUCCUCGGGAAAGUCGACAGCAACGACAAAGCCAAAGCAGGUGCUCCUUGGAAAGGAGAAGCCCAACCACAGUAUCCUGAAUUUCUUCCAGAAGGCACCGCGGCCUGAAGAUGAGGAGCUUUUUGUCGGCAAAGGAAAUGACUGUACAUUAUUAGAAGAUGAGGAGGAUGAGGAACCGCAGACAGGGGCUGCAUACCUCGAUGUCGGAGUGCGAGACAAUGGUGAAGGCCAUGAAGAGGACAUAUAUGGGGCAACUCCUCCCCAGCAAAUUUCCCAUGCUGAUGAAGGGGAAACGGAGAGGUUUAACGAAGCAGGGGGGCCUGUGAAGCGGAGGAGGCUCAAUUCCGAGGAUGGUAAUCUCCUUGAGUCUCGGACUGAGGCUCAGUCAGCGCAUGAGAAAGCGAGAGACAAGGAAAGUCUGAUCAAAAAGAAGAUGAAAAGGCCAGGAAUGCCGUUCCUUGAAGAUUCAUCUUCUGAGGACGAAGAUGAGAAGCAAAAUUCAAACUUAAGGGUGAGAUCGCACGAAUCUAGUUUUACGGUCGGCGAGUGUAUAUCCAUUAAGGAUCUAGGACCAGGUGAACUUACCAAUGGCACCAGACUUGACAGGGAGGUGCCAUUUGUAUGGCAUGAAACCCCGAUGGACGAAAAGCUCGGCAAUAAUGAAGGCUACGAUGACAUACCCGACCGAGCUGAAGGAUGCCUAGCAAAUCCUGACAGUGACGCCUAUAUGAAUGAGGAAUUUACUGGCGAGGAACUUGAAGCAAUGCGCUACAUGGAAGAACAAGCACGAUUUGAAAUGGAAGAGGAUAGAGAAGAUAGUGGCAUCGAUGAAAACGACGCCAUGGAGGAGUGUUGUCCUGUCUGCAACGGCAGUCUUGCCGGUGCCAGCGUGGACGAGGCUACAGCACAUGUCAACUCAUGUCUUGAUGGAAACCCAACCCCAUUACCACAACCUAAGUCCGGUGUCGCCAUUGAUGGAAUCAAUAUAGGAAGUCGGUCUGUCAAAGCGGCAAUUCCUCGCCAAGGACAACCGAAUCCUAUCAUUCUUGAUGACAACAUUGUUGGGGGAAGGUCGUCGUCGUCCAGUUCAGCAUUUGCCAAGCUCAUGUCUAGCCAUGCCGAAGACCGUGCCUGGGCCACAGCCGCUGCGGCCGAGCAUGCCUCACGCGGCUUGCCCGCGUACAAACGGACAUGUCCAUUUUACAAGAUCAUGCCGGGCUUCUCAAUCUGCGUGGACGCCUUCCGAUAUGGUGCUGUAAAGGGGUGCAAGGCAUACUUCCUCAGCCACUUCCACAGCGAUCAUUAUAUGGGAUUGACGGCCAAUUGGACGCAUGGUCCGAUCUAUUGCAGCAAAGUAACUGGAUCGCUGGUGAAGUCUCAACUGCGAACGGCGGCAAAAUAUGUCGUUGAACUGGAGUUUAACACGACUGUGGCCGUGCCCGAUACCGAUGGCGUCACUGUCACCAUGAUCCCCGCAAAUCAUUGUCCUGGAAGUUCAAUGUUUCUUUUUGAGAAAAUCCUUAGCGGCGGAAGAGUACAGAGAAUACUCCAUUGUGGCGAUUUUCGAGCAUGUCCUGCUCACGUCGAGCAUCCACUGUUGAAGCCCGAGACCGUUGAUGCCAUCUCAAGCCGCACAAAACAGCAGAAAAUCGAUGUCUGCUAUCUCGAUACCACUUAUUUGAACCCACGUUACUCCUUUCCCCCACAAAGUGACGUGAUACGGGCAUGCGCAGAGUUAUGUGCCAUGCUCAACAAGAGCAUCACGGCCAACGACAACUCUGUAUGGGAUGGGCUUCUAUGUCGAGGGAAAGUGGGCCAUCAACCAGGUAUAGAAUCCGUCAGCAAGUUUCUCACUGUCAGUUCAUCGUUCUCUUCCUCGUCCAGCAACCAAAAAUCAGGCUCACCUUCCACAAAUGCCCUUACCUUCCUUGGUCAGCCUCGCAACCGCCUCCUAGUCGUUUGCGGCACAUACUCAAUCGGCAAGGAACGCAUAUGUGUAGGCAUCGCACAGGCCCUCCAGACCAAGAUUUACGCAGCGCCAGCCAAGCUGCGCAUGUGUCGCCAACUAGACGACCCUGAGUUGACCGCCCUCCUGACCUCCGACCCACGCGAAGCCCAAGUGCACAUGCACGCGCUGAUGGACAUAAAUGCCGACACACUAGCACAGUACCUCCAGGGCUUCAAGGGACACUUCAGCAAGAUCGUGGGGUUCCGGCCGUCUGGCUGGAAUUUUCGACCCUCUGUCUCAAAGUCUGCACCCAAGAACCUCGCCAACCUACCUCCCAACUCUCUGCCCACAACGCAACUUCUCCACAGCCCACAGUGGCGUCCGCAGAUUACGGCUCGAGAUCUGGUGCCCCAGCGGGGCGGGAAUGCGACUGAGGCGAUGUGCUUUGCAGUGCCAUACAGCGAGCACAGCAGCUUCCGGGAGCUGGCGUUGUUCUUAAUGGCACUGCAGAUCGAGAAGGUUGUUCCGACGGUUAAUGUGGGCAAUGAGACGAGCAGGAAGAGGAUGAGAGGGUGGAUUGAUAGGUGGAUUGCUGAGAGAAAGAGGGGUGGGUUAGUGCGGGUCUUGCAUGAGAGGAAUGGCAAUGGGGAAGACAAGGAGAGAUUGUGGGAUGGAAAGGAUGGGAAAGGAGGAGCUGUUUACUGGUAA